AUGCUUUUACUUCCUGAAAGUUUUCUUACUUUUCUGGUAUGCCACCUCUUUCUUUUUUUUUUCUUUUGCCCGAUUUAUCACGCGGCUUAUAAUGAUCUGAAUUCUUCCAUCUAUCUAUCUAUCUAUCUAUCUAUCUAUCUAUCUAUAAAUGAAAGAGAAAGCAACAGCUGGAAAAGUCAGUUCAAAUUAUCUCUUUUAUUUUAUAAUUCUCCGCACAGUUUUCCUUCUUUUGAGAACGCAGACACAUCCAUACACAAGAAGGUACACGUCCGCACACACAAUACACAUGCGUGCAUAUCUAUCUAUCUAUCUAUCUAUCUAUCUAUCUAUCUAUCUAUCUAUCUAUCUAUCUAUCUAAGUCUGUCCAAAUCUAUCUAUCCUAACUAUCGAUUUUAUUUCAUAACGUAUAAAACCUACGAAUAUAUGUCUCCUCAAUCAUCAAGGAAUAUUAAGAAAUAA
This is a messenger RNA of Acanthosepion pharaonis, 459 nucleotides long. The record is from the annotation of a GenBank genome assembly. NCBI's taxonomy places the organism in Eukaryota, Metazoa, Mollusca, Cephalopoda, Sepiida, Sepiidae.